CACUUCUUCGUCACCUUUCCAUCAAACACCUGUAAAUCAAAUCAGAAACAAUGGCUGAACCCACCGAAACCGUCAACACCGGCGAAGAGCAUGACCCCCAAUUCGAGCCGGUAAUCCGUCUCACUGAGCAGGUCGAGGCUAAGACCUUUGAGGAGGAUGAAGAGCCUCUCUUCAAAAUGCGAGCGAAGCUUUUCCGAUUCCACAAGGACACUACUGAGUGGAAGGAGCGUGGUACCGGUGACGUCCGAUUGCUCAAGCACAAGCAGAGUGGCAAAGUCCGACUUGUUAUGCGUCGGGAUAAGACUCUGAAGGUCUGCGCCAACCAUAUCCUCUCUCCUGACAUGAAGCUUUCUCCCAACGUCGGUUCUGACCGAUCUUGGGUCUACAACGUUGCCGCCGACUACGCUGAGGGUGAGGCUUCCGCCGAGACCCUUGCCAUCAGGUUCGGUAACUCUGAGAAUGCCAACCUCUUCAAGCAGGCAUUCGAGGAUGCCCAGGCCCACAAUGCUAGCUUGAGCGGUGCCGCUCCCAAGGAGGAGGAUGAGUCCGCCGCCGUUGCCAAGCCUGAAGCUGCCGCCGAGUCCGCUGCCCCCGAGGCCGAGGCUAAGAAGGAAGAGGCUUCCACCCUUGAAGAGUCCAAGCCCGAAGAGCCCGCCACCGGUGCCGAAGCCGAGACUAAGGUUGCCGACGCCCCCGCCGCUACCGAGAUCAAGGAGGAAGGAAUCCGUGAGGCUGAUGAGGCUGCCGCUGAGAAGAAGGAUGAGUAAACGUACAUAGUGACGAAAACAAUGAGGAGCGGGGAAUGAGAAGGAAAGAAAAAGGGACUUGAACUUUUUUUACUUUUAUCCUUUUUCGUGUAGGAUGGUGGAUAGGGAUGAGAUGAGAUGCGCAUAUGACUUGAUGUCCUUU
Cryptococcus deneoformans JEC21 is the source of this 909-nucleotide messenger RNA. RefSeq lists its product as hypothetical. The transcript has 7 exons. Bases 51 to 767 code for a protein of 238 amino acids. Gene Ontology annotation, cellular component: nuclear pore; cytoplasm. NCBI's taxonomy places the organism in Eukaryota, Fungi, Basidiomycota, Tremellomycetes, Tremellales, Cryptococcaceae. Gene Ontology annotation, biological process: nucleocytoplasmic transport. Gene Ontology annotation, molecular function: GTPase activator activity. The record is from RefSeq and is a predicted model, not a curated record.